AGGAAGCCGCAUAUUGCACAGGUGCGCUGGACGGAUCAAUGUUUCAAGCAGCCCGAGGAUGGAGAGGCAUAUGGUAGGUAAGUGGUACCUCUAGCGUACCAAACCAGGGUCUCGAAGCACCAAAAGGGCCGGCCAUGGAACCUUUGGCCAGCACCCAUGUGGUAGCGCGCACUCGGCAGCAAGAACCCAGCCCACGUCUUCGCCUGUUGCUCCGCCAAAGAAAAGUUGCUGCCGUUAUUGCCUCAGCGCUAAACCGUGCCUCGUGCUGCUAACGCAUGCCCUGCGGACAUGGCCGCUGGCCUUCCAUCGCUGUCUACCCCAGGAAUCGCGGUCCGUUCAAUCUAUCUGGCAUCUCUGGUAGCCUCAAUUUCACCCCUUAGGUUCGGUUCUUCGGUGCGUUGGUUGGCGCCUCCUUGGUAGGUGUAGGUACCACCUAGCCCGGCUUGAGCUCCAAGGAAGGAGCUCCAUGUGCUUUCUCUCGACCCCACUUCAGCAACCUAUCACUACCACACGUCACGCACAUCUCAACCUUGACCCGGCCAGGCACCAGGCAGUCUUCCUCUGGCACCAGACACGGUUGAACAGGCUACCGGCGAGGUUGAAGCACGUGCCCUACUUUCUCAUCACAUUCUCGGCAUCCAUUCUCCUCACACUCGACACAGACCCAACGCAAUCGACUGAACUAGCGGCGCCUUGUUGGGAUUCGCUCGGCUCUCAUCCUGGGUGGGCUUCUCGCCUUCUGGAGAUAGAACGAAGCACCUAAGUCACUCCUCCUCGCCCUUCUCCUCGUCUCUUCACGCCUCGAGCCGUUCGCUGAGGCGGUUGGCUGCUAGGAGUGGGAGCGGGCUGUGACCUCGGCCAACUUACCCCUGGCUGUCUUGUGGGCCAUACUUGAAAGGGGUUUCUUCAUUUUGCCUCCAGCUUGCAUCACUAUGGAAAUACUACGCUGUUGGAGAGCCGCCUGACCACCUCGCUCCGCUGUUUCGCUUCCAGUCUCACAUUCCCACGGCCAUCUCUCUCUAAAUAAUAUUCGACGGCAUCUCGAUCCCACCGCCCCUCGUCAUCCGCGCCAUUAACACACCCACCACCACUCGUGGCGGCACGCUCGCUUGUUAGUGCCACGCUAAAAUAUAAUCAGCGGCUGCUGGGAGUCAUUCUGCCUGUGGCCCAGCCGCCCCAAAAAAAAAGCACGUGUGGCAGGAAAUUCAACUUUGUGAAAGCGCUUGUCGUCCCGGCGGUUCGAGACACAAACUUGUGCAUCAUCUCGGAAUGCCAUCCAGCGACAGCAGGCCAUGGCCUUCCAGACGAGCGUCCUUCGCGAUGGCGAAUGGGUCACCCAGACCAUCGACCUGCAGACCGUGCUGAAAGCCAACACGGCCGCCCAACCUGCCAGGCCGCGACCACAGAAGCAUACCAAGUGUGGAAUUAUCACGAGGACCGUCGUCGAGAGUCCUGUGGCCCAUCACAUCUUGCCGUGUCGGCUCAGGUCUCUCCAGCACGCCGACGUUGCCUUUGUAGGGGAUCGGUUUGUUCAAAUCCGUGAACUUCGCAACGAUGGCCAACUUCAGGACAUCAUCCACAAGAACGACUUUGGCGACCGUAUCAGAAAUGCCAAGGUCAUUGGCUCUUUACCCGACAGUCUCAUCCUGAACCGAGAAGACGUUCUCUCCACACAUGGCGUCGAAGCCGGUGACGACGGAGACAUAGAUAUGCUGCAUACGGACAGCAGCAUCCCGACGUCAUCAAGAAGCUCGCCCGGACUGGCCCCGCAGAUGCUGUUGGUGGUUCUUGAGUGCGGAGAUUGCAUCUUCAUGGUUCUCCGGACCAGGAGUGACGGAAGACUCGAGUUUGUCACAUCGCAAGUUGAGCUGCCGAAUGUGCAGAUGAGCUACCCUGGCUUCCACCUGGCCGUGGACCCGAGUUCGCGCUAUGUGGCCGUCGGCUGCUCCGAGAGCCUCUUCAUGGUCUACGAGCUCGAGUCCAGAGAAGUCCUGAACAGGCGGUACCGACGCAAUGAGCCCCUCAACCCCGUCAAGAAACGCGGGCCACGGCCCGUGAACGGCUUGAUCCAUAAGAUGGACUUCCUCUUCCCUCGUCGCGAGGAUGACUAUCAUAUCAUACUGCUACUGAUCAUCGUGGCUCAAGGCAUGUCGAAAAUGGUUGUUUACGAGUGGGAGGCAGGCGAUGACCUGGGUGCUGUCCUUGGCGAGGAAAAAAAGGGGCACCGGUUACCACAAGAGCACCAGAUGCCUCUCCUACUCAUACCUCUCAUGGUGGGGACCGCAUUUUUUGCCGUCUACCCCGAGAGUAUCGCCGUCGGCAAGGACGUGCUGAUUGGCCCGCCCUCCUUCGACACUUUCCAAGUUACCAGGAUGCCACCUUCGAAAUUCCAUCACGGCCGCGGUAAUCCGCUCUGGUCUACCUGGACACGGCCUUUCCGCCUGGCUCAGUUUAACAAGGACUGGCUCUACCUCGCGAGGGAGGAUGGCGUAGUUGUUGUUUUAGAUAUCGACUCUGACAGCAUACUAAACGCGAGCCAGGUUGUCAAGGAGUUCGAGUGCAACAUUUCUACUGCCUUUUGUGCCCUGUUCGACCAGUUUGCCGACAUCCUAAUCAUGGGUGGCGACUCCGGCCCUGGGGCAGUCUGGCAGGUCCUGGCUCGGCAGGAAUCCGUCAAGCUUGGUGUCAUACCGAACUGGUCGCCCGCUGUCGACUUCUUGACAACUGACGAGUUCUCGAAGUGGAAUCAAGGAACAAGUUCCCGUGGUAACCUGAUGAUCCCAUGGGAAACUCAGACCAGGCAUACAUACACACCCCCCGACCGCAUAUUUGCGGCCUGUGGCAGGGGGGUUACGGGCACUAUCACUGAAUACAGACACGGCUACCAGGCUAAUAUAGGCCUGUACUUCGACUGCGAGCCAACCACGACGGCGGCAUGGCUGCUCCCUAUCGAUGCAUACUCUGUCAGCGCGGGCUAUUACCUGCUCGCGUCUAUGCCGGAUCGGUCCACGAUACUGCAGCUCCCCAGUGACCUAUCCGAGGUUGACGAACCCCCUGCGGACCAGGUGGCGUUUGACCUUUCCUCACGAACUAUUGCGGCGUCUCGAGCUUUGGAAGGCGCCAUAGUGCAAGUCACAGAGAACUUCAUCGUCUGCGUUUCUCCUGAGCACAGUGUUCGGACUUUGCAUCGAGACCUGAUCCGCAGUGAUCAGACAGCAGUAUCACACGCUGAUAUUCUUAAUGAAUUUGUGGUACUAUCGACAGGGUCCUUCGCAAACUCGUCCAUACAUCUGCUACGAAUCCUGCCCGAUAUGUCAAUAUCCGCCAUCAGGUCUUUCCCAGUGGAGGGAGAGGUGACGUGCCUGUCUUUUGCCACCCUCAGCGGGCUCCGUCAGGUGUUUGCCGGGCUAUGGAACGAAGGCGUCCCGAGUCUUGCCAAAUUUUCUCUUGAUGGUCUCGACUCAGGCCGGCUAGAGACGGUGCCUAUCGAAAUAGAUGCUUUAGAUUCCCAGUCUCGACCUGUGGCAAAUGAGGGCCAACCUGACAGCAUGGGCAGCUCACUCGAGGCAUUCACCAGCGUAGCCCCUUUGGACCUUGGACACAGCCAUGUCAUUGUCUUUGGCACGCGGAAUGGAGAGGUCCUCACCAUGUUCCUAAACGAUCCUGAGCUGCCUCCUUUGAUCAAGAUGGAGAAGUUUGGUCUGACGCCCGCCACUGUGUGUGCGGCAAACUUUAAUGAGCAAGAGUGUGCCCUUGUCUGCUGCGACUCGGCUCUUUUCAUAUUCACCAACUUCGACGCGGCCAAGACCAAAUCAUUCAAGGACAAAUCCAGGGUCUGGCCUGUUCAUGCUCUGGAUGCAAGCCAGCCCACGCCGCCGAUACACUCUGUCAAAGUCCUAGAGAGUCACAUCACUGAGGACCGGACCCACCUGCCGAUUCUAAUGGCUGCCGGACCCCAUAUUCUCAUGGCCUCUGUGCUGCCGAGGCCGCGGCCGGUACCGUGGUGCAUACCCCUUUUUGGGACGCCGCUCAAGGUCAUCCACUCUCAUCAACUCGAGUGCCUCGUUGUGGCAGUCGGCAUCAAGGAUCGGACCGUGCUGAAGUUCCUCGACGUUGACACGGGUGAAGAAGUAUCCACUCCCAUAAACAGACAGGGCGAGCAGGUCGAAGCAAUCCAGGGCCUUGACCGAAUCGGCGACACAAUCCUCGGACUCUCCGAGUGGAUCUACCAACGAGAAGGCCACACGUGGGCAUUCGUGCUUGUGUCCACCGGGCAGGGUGAACUGCUAGUCAUCUCGACGGAAAAGUUGCCGCCGCCAGCGAACGGCUCGCCGGCCCGGGUAAGGUACCGGACGCAGUAUAGAAAGAGGGUGUCGCAGCCGAUCCACUCUGUCAUUGGCCAUGCAGAUGGCCUCAUUUACUGCGUUGGAUCCACCAUCAAGUGGGACAUUCUUGAUCUUGCUGAGAAGAAACUGAGGCCAUGGAGAUCGUUUGACAUGAGCACGCCUGUGACCACGAUGCGCGUGGUCAACGAGAGGAUAGUGGCCUUGACAAGUCAAGACUCGAUCAGCAUCAUCAACCCUGGGGCGAACUCGACGCACGGUGAGAUGAUGUUGGAGCAUGCCGACCCUAAGUCACGGCCAGCAAUGCACAUGAUUGAGCUGUCUGGGGAGAAAGACGGGAGUGGCUCCUCCAUCAUGCUCUUGUGUGACAGGGCCAGCGGAGUGGCAGGACUCUGGGUCCCAUGGCAGCAGCCUGGGCGGAACUGCGAGGUUGUGUUUGAGGCGGACCUCCCGGCCUCCGUGAGGAGGUUCCGGCGUGGGAGGACGCGGCCGGCAUGGCUACGAGCGGACCGCGCGCCGCGCUACGGAGCGCUGCCUAGCACCGUCGACGGCGCCGAGAUUAUCGGCCUUUGUCUGGAUGGCUCUUUGCAGCACUUCACGCUGAUAAACAUGGAGGCGUGGGCUGUCCUCCGGCUGGUGCAGAACCUGGCGCUCCAGUCGCCGACGCUCUGUCCAUUCACGUAUGAUAUGGGGGGCGGCGAUGAUGGUAACAACGCCCUCCUUGACACAAGACAGGCCGCCGGCUCGGGUGGCUACGAGAUGCACAUUGACGGGGAUUUGAUGCAGCUUUGCCUGGAGCGGAGGGCUCUGGCAGAGCUCUUUGCGAAGCAGCUGGACAUGGACAAACUGGGCGAGCUUCUCAGCGCUCUCGAUGACGGCGCGCUGACUGAAGGUAUCACGCGUGGUAGCUUUGGAUCCGGCGACAAGUACUUGGAAGUCGUAUACGAUAUCAUGCAGUACUACUUGUCUCCGAUCAUGUAAACAAAAAGGGGUUAGUUGGUUGUAGCGAGGCACAACCUGGAGAGGAAAAAACUACCUAGACUUGGGAGCGACGAACCACGGGGCUUGGGGAGUCAUAGACGUUACACAAAACUACCAAUAGACGGAGUGGAACACGAACAGAGUUGGUUAAGCUGACCACUGCAAAAUGAC
Molecule: messenger RNA, 5495 nt
Organism: Gaeumannomyces tritici R3-111a-1
Lineage: Eukaryota; Fungi; Ascomycota; Sordariomycetes; Magnaporthales; Magnaporthaceae
Exons: 6
Coding region: 1293-5324 (1343 amino acids)
Biological process (GO): mRNA splicing, via spliceosome
Cellular component (GO): nucleus; U2 snRNP
Molecular function (GO): U2 snRNA binding; protein binding
Source: RefSeq, a predicted model, not a curated record